This is a messenger RNA of Durusdinium trenchii, 2046 nucleotides long. NCBI's taxonomy places the organism in Eukaryota, Dinophyceae, Suessiales, Symbiodiniaceae. The record is from the annotation of a GenBank genome assembly.
AUGGUUGACAAGGUGGAGACGCCCGUGGAAGCCAUCAAGAAAGAAGCCGAGAUUCUGCAAAGCAUGGAUCACCCGAACAUUGUGAAGUUUCACGGUGUUUACUAUGAGAGGUGCUUUGUUUGCAUUGUCAUGGACAAGUUGGACGGUGGCGACUUGGUUGAGGGCCUGCAGCGUCACUUGAAGGAGCGGGGGCAGAUCAACUGCUUGGACGUUGUGCACGUAGCGUAUCAGAUGGCUGCCUCCAUUCACUACCUGCAUCAGAGGAAUUACAUGCAUCGUGAUGUCAAGGGUGACAACUACUUGAUGGAUCGCAAGAACAUGACGGACAAGCAGUGCAAGAUUGUGCUGACAGAUUUUGGCACUGCCUGCACCGCCACUCCUUCCGACCGACUCUCUUCUGGAGUUGGAACAAAGAUUUUUUGGUCUCCUGAGUUUUUUGACCGUGACUAUGGUCACAAGGUGGAUGUUUGGGCAAUGGGGGUCAUCAUGUAUGGCCUAGUAAGUGGCAGAUUCCCCUUCCGGGAUGAGAACGACGUCAGGCCUCCAGAUGGUGCUGACAAGCCUGCGGAGGAGCCCGGAACUCAGCAAGAGCUGAUCCAGCGCAUGAAUCGGGAGGCUGAAAGCCGCAAGGGUAAUGUGACUAAGAGGCAGCUGCAAAAUCACAAGCACAAAAAGUUUGUGGUUGCAGACAAGAUUGUACAAGGUGGCAAGGCUUCGUACGAGUGGUGGUCCGAGGAUCAGGCACUGUGGCACUGGCACUUGCCAGCCAUGUUGAGCUUGCGAAAAAAGGACAAGCUCUUAGACUUUGAGAACUUGGCCGCAGCACCCAAGGAUGACCCUAUGGACUUGGCUAUGUUCCGGAAGACGCUUGUGGAGCACAACAUUGACCCGAACCAAUUUGGUGUCGGAAAGGCAAAAGGAAUCGAACAGUUGGCGAAGGAGGUAGAAACAGGAGCAAGCAGGCUCAUGCUGGAUGCACAGCAACACAAGAAGUUGGUGCGAGUGGUGGACAUUGUGGUUCUGAAGCUUCGGCCUGAUGACGGGUCGCGCCUAUUAGUCGAGUUCAAGGAGCAAUUCCCUGAUGGCCGUGAGCGCGAGACCCUUAGAUUGCCUGGCACCAAGAAGGAGCCACAUGAGAACGCCAGGCAGACCUCUGAGCGCAUCUUGCGGGAGAUGAUGAACAUGGAUCCCAGUAUGGUGACGUUCGACUUCUCCACAGUAGAACGCCAAGAAGAGGAAACCGACUCGCCCUCCUUCCCAGGUGUUACCACUGUCUACCGCAAGGAGCUAGUUGAGUGUAAGGUGACCACCCCUGACAAGGCAUUGGUUAUGCUCUUCUCGGCGCAAGCCGCGCCCCGCGCUCCGCGCUCCGCUCCGAAGGGGAACACAAAGUUCUUCACCUGGCUGACGGAUUCGGAGGCUGAAAACAAGAAGGUGAAGCUUAAGGUACAUGGCUCGCAAAUCUCCACAUUGGUGCGUGCACCAAUUGGCCUGGAUGAGGAGGCCUUGCGAGAAUAUUUGGUGUCCCAUUCGAUUGACAUCUCGAAAUUUGGGCAUGACGGAACCAAGUCUCUGAAAGAGUUCUCCUCAGAGCUCAUCAAAGGAGAAACUCGUCUCUUACAGGUCUCUAGUGGCGAGAUUUUGGUGAUCACUGAGGUGGUGAUGUUGAUCCUUCACAAUCCUGAAACGAAGGAGACUCUUGUGCAGACUGCCCAGAUGUGGCCUGAUGGCAAGACCAGCUACCAGGCACGCAUCCCAGGUGCAAAGCGACGGCCUGAUGAAAAUCAGUUUCUGUGUGCUCGACGCAUCUUGAAGAGGCAGCUUGAGAUUGACGAGAAUGCAGUUCGCAUCUCAAAGGACGUGGGGUACAUUGAGGAAGACCGCAGCUCUCGAGGCUACCCAGGCUUGAAGACGGUCUACCGGAAGCGUGUCAUCAAGGGGGAGGUGAUUCCCAGUGAGGAUCCUCAGCACUUGGGGCCGUACAGCUUGACUAUAGUCUUAUAUAAUAGUUGUGCACCAGUGAGUGGCAAUAGUACACGCAAAUAA